GAAGAGAAAGAUAAUAAGACAGAGAGAAAGACAGAGAGAUCAAACAACAGCAACUUGAACAGCACCAGUUAAGCUGAAGCUCAGUUCAGAAUGAAGAUCAUCAUCACCUUCUACCUGAUCACAGGUCUAGUGAGCUGCACUGAUGUGAUAGGCUACUCUGGGGGCAGUGUCAUAAUGGCCACAGGUGAUAGUCUGCGGUGGAGCUCACACAGUCCAAAGUAUAUCUGCAAGUUUGCAGGAGGUGCCUGCAAAACUGAAAUAUAUUCUACUGCUCAAAACGAGACUGUUUUUGAAGGAAGGCUCUCACUGUAUAAAAAUAAACAAGGAUUGUUCGCAGUGUUAAUCAGAGAGCUGAACCCACAGGAUGCUGGAAAAUACAGAUUUGGAUUGGGGAAUAAGUGGCAUCGGGAAAUAAAUCUGAAAGUUCAACAUGAUGCUUGUUGUGGGAAGUCAAUGACAGUGAUUGGACAUCUGAACAAGGAGAUCAGCAUCAGUUGUGACUAUACAGAGGAACAUAAGAGAGAAUGGAAGUAUUUAUACAAACUGAACGGUCACUCAGCUGAUUUGGUCAUUUUUACUAUGCCUGGCAGAAACCACAAAGAAAAGAAUUUUCACAUCACCGAUGAUAAUCGUUCAAACCUUUUCACUGUGACCAUCUGUGAUUUGAAAGAAGUGGAUGGUGGGGUUUAUUUCUGUGGCACACAGACCUGGAAAUAUCCAAUCAAAGUUUUCUCUUCAAUCAAAACUGUACAUCUACAUGUUACUGAUAAAUUUCCGAGUUCAGUUAGAGUGACUGGAUUCUUAGGAGGACGCGUCAUGAUGAAGUGUCGACACCAUCUGGAAAACCCUAGAGCCAGAUUCCUCUGUAGGGAAUCACAAGGGGAAUGUCCAGAGAAGACAUACACCAAUGUCCAGAACGAAUGGCAGCAGAAUGGAGGAUUUUCUCUGUAUGACGACACCAGUGGAGAGGCCUUAAUGGUGUUCUUCAGAAAUCUGUCAGAAGGGACCUACAGGUGUGGAGUGGACGUAUCAGAGUUUACUGAGCAGUACAUAGAAGUGAAACUGGAGGUGAAGGAAGAUCCUUGUUGUGUGAAGAUCAUCUCACAGGCUGGUUAUAUCGGUGAAACUCUCACAAUCACCUGUGAACACCCACCAACACUCAGAGCCAGUCUAAAGCACUUCUGUAAAGAGGAUGAGAAUCUCAUCUGCCAAGACAUCAGAGCUGCAGGGAAAUAUUUCUUAUCUGACCACAGCCAACCAGGACUCUUCACAGUGACCAUCAGUAAUCUGACCCUCAGUGAUGCUGGAGUGUACUGGUGUGGAGUAGAGACCAAUGAAGGGGAUAAUAGUUACACUUCCCUGAUCACAAAAGUGCAAAUCAGUAUUAUCUCCAGCAAAGUGAUCGGACAUGAAGGAGAUGCUGUUGAGAUUAGAUGUCCUUAUGACUCAAAGUAUAAGCAGAAUUCAAAGCAUGUUUGUAAAGACGAGUGUUUUACUGAAUACAGUGAUUCUCUUGUUUCUCAACGGACGACUCAAAACAAGACAGAGAGAUUUGUGCAUGAUAACAUCACGGCUGGGGUCUUUAGUGCGAAUAUCAGUAGAGUGACAGCAGAGGAUGCUGGGAGAUACUGGUGUGGAGUGGAAACAGGAGACGUCUUGAUGAAUUAUCUCUCCAUUGAACUGCAGGUCGUCAGGAAAGAAGGUGGUACAUGGGGGUCUUGA
Messenger RNA from Colossoma macropomum (tambaqui), 1722 nucleotides. RefSeq names its product polymeric immunoglobulin receptor-like. NCBI's taxonomy places the organism in Eukaryota, Metazoa, Chordata, Actinopteri, Characiformes, Serrasalmidae. The record is from RefSeq and is a predicted model, not a curated record. Bases 91 to 1722 code for a protein of 543 amino acids. The transcript is spliced from 6 exons.